Molecule: messenger RNA, 5960 nt
Organism: Thunnus maccoyii (southern bluefin tuna)
Lineage: Eukaryota; Metazoa; Chordata; Actinopteri; Scombriformes; Scombridae
Product: probable G-protein coupled receptor 158
Exons: 14
Coding region: 219-4118 (1299 amino acids)
Biological process (GO): G protein-coupled receptor signaling pathway
Cellular component (GO): membrane
Molecular function (GO): G protein-coupled receptor activity
Source: RefSeq, a predicted model, not a curated record
CCUACUCUUCUCACAUGGAUUUCUCCGAGGAAGAGUACAAAGAGAGCUGAGUGCUCGGCAAUAACGUCGCUUCAUAUGACUGGAUUGCAGAUUGAUGAGGAAUCAAUGUUUUUCUUUAUGUGAGUUAGGGUGCUUGAGGGGUGUCUGGGCGGCUGUUUGAUAUUGUACAAACGUAAGAAGAGACGGAAAGUCUGUGUUCUACCUGGCGCGUACAAAAGAUGCACGGAUGCCUUCAUCGUUUUCAGCUUGAUCGAACGAUGGCUCUCCUGGUCGUCCCGCUGCUCCUGCAAACAGGGCUCGUUUUGGGAUCAAACUACGGAUAUGUGGAAUGGUCGGAUAAUGACAAAGACGAGAAGAACACCCAGAUCUUUAGCACCCAAAACAUCAACAGGGAGCCGCCCCACCACCCGACCUAUUACUCGGUACCAGCUACCGAGCGCACGGUGGUGGCGCACAAAAUUGAGGAGGACCUGCCGAGGGUGGUGACGGCUUUCCUGCACACCGGCGACUCCUCGGCGCUGAGGCAGGUUAACUGUUCACGGAGGUACGAGCUGAGCAGUCUGAGAGGCGGCCUGCACGUCGCCUCACACUAUUCCCUGCACAGCAUCCUGGACACUGUAGCGCACGCCACAAACUUCCUGAAUAUGAUCCUGCAGGCCAACAGGUCCAGGGAGCAAACCCUCCAGAGGGACAUCCACUGGUACCACGCGCUGGUUCAGAGCAUCCUCGAGGGGGACCCCAAAAUCCACAGGGCUGUGGUGACCUUCCACAUGGACGCGCCGACGCCGGGCCCCCACGUCUUUCUCCAGGCGACGAGAACCGAGAAGGAGGUGGUGCUGCAGGACCUCUCCAGCUCUGCGCACCGUCACCUGAAGAACAAGAGCCCAGAGUCCGACUGGUAUAAUGAGUUCAGGGACGGGAGGAGACCACACAUGCACAGAAGGGUCCAGGACGCACCGGGCACCAAGAGUGGAAGUUACAUUCUGGACAAAAACCAGAUCAAGUGGUCGGCGCCGUACCUGGAGUGUGAACACGGGGCGUUUGUGCCCUAUUGGCUGCUCACCUUGUCUGCUGGCUUCUAUGGACUGAGGAGCAACUCUGCGCCAGAGUUCAGGGGUGUUGUCCGUGUGGAUGUCAAUCUGCAGGAUGUGGAUAUUGACCAGUGCUCAAACAGUGGAUGGUUUGCCGGGACUCAUCGCUGUAACCUCACCAGUAUGGAAUGCACUCCCAUCGUUGGCCAUGGAUUUGUGUUGGACAAGUACAAGUGCCAGUGCAGGAGAGGAUUUUACCAUCCGAGCCGAGUGGUGCUCAAUGGCUUUAAAAGGAAGGAGCAGGGCUCUCAAAGAGAUGAGACGUCCGACAUUUCCAGCAAGUGCCUGCCAUGCCGCGAGGGCUGCCCCUACUGCCAGGACGACACACCCUGCCUCAUCCAAGAGGACGGCGCUCUGCGACUCGCUGUGGCCUCCUUCCAGGGUCUGUGCAUGGUUCUCGACCUGGCCAGUAUGGUGGUGGUCUACCACUUCAGGAGAAAUAAGAGCAUCCGCACAUCUGGUCUCAUUCUACUGGAAACCAUCUUGUUUGGGGCUUUACUGCUCUACUUCCCAGUGAUGAUCCUGUACUUCAAUCCCAGUGUCUUUCGCUGUAUCCUUCUGAGGUGGGUUCGUCUCCUGGGAUUUGCCGUCAUGUACGGCACCGUCAUCCUGAAGCUGUACAGGGUGUUAAAGGUGUUCCUGUCCCGCACGGCCCAAAGGACGCCUUACAUGACCAGCUGGAGGGUCCUGCGGCUGCUAGUGGUGAUUCUGCUGGUGGUGCUGUGGUUCCUGGUGGCCUGGACCUCUGCUGUAUGCCAGAACCCUGAGCUGAGUCAGGCCCUAAUAUCAGUAGGCCUCACGCCAGAGGGGCUGCAGUUCAGCAUGUGUCUGCUGGACCGAUGGGACUAUAUGAUGGCUGUUGCGGAGUUCCUGUUCCUGCUGUGGGGUGUGUAUCUGUGCUAUGCCAUCCGUACUGUACCCUCAGCUUUCCACGAGCCGCGCUACAUGGCCGUGGCCAUCUACAAUGAGCUCCUCAUAUCAGCCAUCUUCCACAUCAUCAGGUUCUCUCUGGUGCCUGGGCUGCACCCUGACUGGAUGCUCAUGUUGUUCUUCGCUCACACUCAUCUGACUGUGACUGUGACUCUGGGCCUGCUGCUCGCUCCAAAGUUCCUGUCUAAAGGGACUCAGGCCAGGGAUGAUAUCGCCACAGAGGCCUAUGAGGAGGAGCUGGACAUGGGAAGAUCUGGCUCUUACCUCAACAACAGCAUCACUUCAGCCUGGAGCGAGCACAGCCUGGACCCUGAGGAUAUACGGGAUGAGCUGAAAAAGCUGUACGCCCAGCUGGAAGUCUACAAACGCAAGAAGAUGCUAGCCAACAACCCUCACCUCCAAAAGAAACGCAACUCCAAGAAAGGCCUGGGUCGCUCCCUGAUGAAACGAAUUACAGAGAUCCCAGAGACCAUGCACAUUCACCGCCAGUGCAGUCGUGAAGAUGGCAGUGAACAUGGCAGCAAUCGCAGCACCUUGAGGAGAAAUCCAUUUGAGCCGAGCCAUCAUGGCAAACCCCGGGAUGACUCUCUGAAGAACAAAGUCAUAGGCUUGAAGAAGUCCCUAAGCUAUGACCACGUUUGUGACCAGGAUGAGGAAACUGGAAGCCAAACUGGCUCGACAGCAGGAGAUAAAAUGACUCCUGUUGGAGGAGGUGGAGAAGGAUCGCUUCUGGGUUCCCUCAUUAGCCGAAAACAUUCCAAGAAGCCACUGGAACCACCUCCGACCCCGCCGAGACUGGAACCAGCCGAGUCCACCGAAUCUGUUCCACUCUUCUGGAAAUCAGCCAGUGCUCACAACUUAACACAUGAAAAGAAACCCGUCCACCUGCGGACCUCCAUCAUGCAGAAGUCUCUCAGCGUGAUUGCUAGUGCCAAGGAGAAGAUGCCAGGGCUUACCAACAAGACGCAUAGCGUCGAGGAUGCCAGUAAGAAAGGUCUGAAGGGACAGGAGGGGAGGAUGUUGUCAGGUGUGGAUGAGACGCCUGAGCAUUAUCCCAAGAUGAUCAUCAGCCAGUCAGUGGAGUACUCCAAGACACCCAUGAAGAUGGGCAUCAUGAAACAACAGGUGAGUGGCAGCCAGCCAUCCAUUUGCUCUGAGACUGGGAGGAACCUCUACGACGUGUCUGAGGUUUGUCCCUGGGAGCUAGAAGAACCUCAGACCCCCUCUGAGGCAAAGACCCAGAAGCACGUUUCAAUCGCUCCUGGAGAAACCACUGCAGGCCGGAGAGGCAGCGGCUCUGGAAUGACCAAAGGUAGUCGGUCCCAGCAGAGGCAGAAAACAGGGCAGUCGCCUUCCAACAGACGCCGCACCAAAGACAAAGGAGGAGAAAGGGAGGAGGGCAAGGAAACACGUAAAUCUCGCCCACCCAGGUCACCUCUGCCUCUCAAGCCGGAUGUGUGCCCCUGGGAGUUCGAUGAGCAGCCUAUGCUGGGAAGAGAUUCAGAUUCCAUCUCCCCAGACAGGAUCAGGCGUAAAAAGAGUGUCACACCCACUGAUGGAAAACCCAAGGCUCUCCACUCAGACCACUCCAAGUCCACAGGGAGCCUGUUGCAGCCACCCUCCCUGAUGGUAGAGAUCUGCCCGUGGGAUUACACCAGCCCACCCUCGCCUAAGCAGGAGAAGACCUGCAACAGUCCAACCACGCACAAGAAGAAAAGGAAAGGCUCCUGCUCGUCCAACCACAAGGUGGAGAAGGAGAAAGGGAGGGAGAAAAGCAGAGAAAGGCGGAGCUCCUCCAGCAAGCCGCCAUCGGAGAGGAGGCGUGUUAGUCAGUCGUCAGAGUGCGGCGGGCCGGUUUCUGAGCGGCGGAGGAGCUCCACCAGAGACCCAGAGGUGAUGGAGAACAAGAGGGCGGAGGUUUUCUCCCGGGAGGCUGAGCCCUCACACACCAGCUUUGGUCAGACUAAACCCUCACCAGACAGGAAGAAAGAGAGCUCUUUGAGUACUAGUCACAAACCUGCAGUCAUCAGCGGUGCACAAAUGGCUGAUGUUUGUCCCUGGGACUUUCAGGAGCCAGACUCCGGGGAGAAGGCAUGAUGACUGGUGUGACGAUUGUAUUUUUUUGUAUCCACAGAGGACAAAGCAAUGAAAUGUCUCUAUGGGGAGAACCAAAAGAUAAAGAUGUGACAUUGAUAAGAAAGUUUACUCUGGGUCACCUUGGUGUAAGAGAUUUUGCGAGGAAGAACAUUUAUUCUGCUGUCCGUUGAUGCGAUCCAAACAUGAGUAUUUGCUAAAUAACAAAAGUUCUCGUUGUUACAUUGCAGUGAAUGCAACCUUGAAGUCACUUUAAAGAAAUUUUUAGUCUGCACUUUUGCUUGCACAUUUGUCAGAGGUACAUUGUCUGUUUUUAUCACAUCGAGUACAUCAAGGUAAUUUGAAAAUUAAUCAUACCUGUAUUAAACCAGCAGAUCAGACAAUCGUUUGACCACAAACACACUGAAUGCCUCACAUAAUCAGCUUAUUGAAUAUUCACGUAUGUUUUCCCUGUCGAGCUGAUGAAACUGAUAAUCUAUGUUACAUGGUUAACCAGUGGAGUCCGACCGUAUCAGAUACUGAUGAUGCACAAAGAGGCAGCAGGGCAAAAAGACCUUAGGAAAAGAAUGGGAUAUGAGCUCCGUGAAGCAGGACCAAAGCCCCAGACACAGCUGUGAAUGCCUUACCUUUAGGCCAAAUGCAUAAUUCAUGGCAUGAAGAUGAUGUGUUUGAUUAGAGAAACACGGGAAUAACAAAGGAUUGUAGUCUAGCUUCACCUUUAAAUGAAGAAAACUGUAUGUUUCAGUUUAAGUCCUCCAUAUACAGUGCAGUGUGUAUACAUUUUGCAAAAGCCAUUGCAUGUUGCAAACUACCAAGCAUCCAAUAACUAAAUGUUUAUUGGUUAACUUGUACUCAAAUAUGACAGUGGAACUAUUGAUGUUGUUGCCUAUGAUAUUUGUCUUCUGAUGUACCACAUUGAUGCUUUUGAAAUGAUGUGCAUUUAUAUCAAUAAUGUACACGGAUGUUUCAAAUGGCUCACAGUUACAGUUGAGCAGAUAAAAUAUCCAUGAAGCUCUCCCUUCUGUUUACAUUUAUUUACUGUUUACUCCUAUAAAGUGGCACAUUUACUCUGUUUUUGCUAUGGACAUCCCUUCUUUAAAAAAAAAAACACCACUCUUGCAUCACAGGCUGUUGUAUCUCCACGUCUAGAAGGGCGACUUAAGGACCAAACACAAGCCUGAGUUGGGUGGAUGAUGUGAAUAAUGCAUUUUUUUCUCUCACUUAGUUGCCCAUUUUACAUCUGCUUGAAUGCACCUUCUUUCAAAUAUUUGCACACAUUCAAUCGCUAAAACCACAACUAUGCAUGACCAAAGCUUUCUUUUGCCACUUUCUCUCUAAUGGGAAAUGAGUAAUUUACCAUUUCAACAACAUCUCCAACAUCAACAGUCAGCCAUUCACAUAGUAGUCAGCUCAGCGUCUUUAUGGUUGUGUGUGCAUGACUGUGAACAUACAGAGGUCAUGGUACACUAAAAUUCACCUGAAGGCAUUAAAAACAGUGAAUAAAGCCUACUAUGAAAUACUUAAACAGGACUUGACAAAUGUACGCUGCACAUUGGAUUUGUUCAAAUAAAGAUGUCAGAUGUUGUCAUGUAUUUACUAGGAAAGAGCGUCCAGUUUAAACUGUGUGCUAAUCUGUUUUGCAUUAUUCAGGAAACAGCAUCCAUAAAGUGAGAGGCCUGAUAAAUAUACAUGUACCACUACUUCACUUUAUUUAUCGCUGGUCCAACUUUCACAAGCGUUUUUCUACCAGAUGAUUUAAAAUGGAACGUUGUAACUUGCCCACUAAAUGUACUUUAUGCUUGUUAUACUGUAUAGUGUUACUCCAAAAGGUUACAAACUGUUGUA